UGGGGCGCCGCUCGCCAUGCGAAUAUUGCGUUGGGGUAUUACGGUGAGUAUUCUGGGGCUCACGACAUUGCAGAGAACGGGCGGAGGCGUGGGUGUCUCGAUGGGCGUUGGAGUUUCAAUUGGCGUUGGAGUUUCAAUUGGCGUGGGUGUCUCAAUUGGCGUGGGUGUCUCAAUUGGCGUGGGUGUCUCAAUUGGCGUGGGUGUCUCGAUGGGCGUGGGAGUUUCAAUUGGAAUCAGAGUCUCGAUGGGAGUAGGAGUCUCGAUCGGUGUCGGCGUCUCGAUCGGUGUCGGCGUCUCGAUGGGCGUGGGAGUUUCAAUUGGAAUUGGAUUCUCGAUGGGAGUAGGAGUCUCAAUAGGCGUCGGAGUCUCGAUCGGUGUCGGAGUCUCCAUUGGUGUUGGGGAGUCAAUUGGCGUGGGUGUCUCAAUUGGUGUCGGACUCUCAACUGGGGCUGGACUGCUGACUGGUGCAUACAACUGAAGAGACGUGGAUGUGUCGGUGGAAAUUGA
Bipolaris victoriae FI3 is the source of this 507-nucleotide messenger RNA. RefSeq lists its product as hypothetical. The annotation marks the transcript as partial. The transcript has a single exon. The record is from RefSeq and is a predicted model, not a curated record. NCBI's taxonomy places the organism in Eukaryota, Fungi, Ascomycota, Dothideomycetes, Pleosporales, Pleosporaceae.